Molecule: messenger RNA, 637 nt
Organism: Vidua chalybeata
Lineage: Eukaryota; Metazoa; Chordata; Aves; Passeriformes; Viduidae
Product: translation initiation factor IF-2-like
Exons: 2
Coding region: 252-623 (123 amino acids)
Source: RefSeq, a predicted model, not a curated record
ACCUCUCCAUGCUGCCCUCAGCACCCUUAGUGUUGCCAUGGCCCUCAGCCCCCCAGCGCCACCAUCGCCCUCAUCCACCCAGCCCUCAGUGCCGCCAUUGCCCUCACCUCUCUAUGCUGCCCUCAGUGCCCUCUGUGUCACCAUAGCCCUCAGGACCCUCAGUGUCGCCAUCGCCCUCACCCACCCAGCCCUCAGUGCUGCCAUCGCUCUCAGCUCUCCAUGCUGCUGCCCUCAGUGCCCUCAGCGCCCUCAUGGCUCUCACCCUCGCCCCCCUCAGUCCCACCGCUGCCCUCAGCGUCCCCAGCGCCGCCACUGCCCUCAGCCCCGAGACCGUCCCAGCCCCCGCCGCCCCCGCCAUCACUCAAUCCCCUCAGUCCCGCCGUGCCCCUCAGCUCCCCGCCAGACCCCUCAGUGCCGCCGCUCCCUCCCGGCCGCCGCAGCCCCCGCAGUGUAGUACCGGCUACUGUGAAGUGAAGAAUGGAUGCCAGUAUCCGCACAACAAUCUGCCUUACAUUAAGAGACUAAUACAGAAAUUUGGCAACAGCGAGCAGAGCCCUGGCACCUACUGUCUGCUUCAGCCAGGACACGUCUAUCAAGUGUACCUUAUUUAUUUAAAACUUUAGGUUAAUACCUUUAA